Eruca vesicaria subsp. sativa (arugula) is the source of this 387-nucleotide messenger RNA. Lineage: Eukaryota; Viridiplantae; Streptophyta; Magnoliopsida; Brassicales; Brassicaceae. The record is from the annotation of a GenBank genome assembly.
AUGAUGAGUAUGGGAAACGGAAUAAUACCAUCUAUGAGUACAAUGUUGCCAACGAGUCAUUUCUCUCCGAUGGGUCUAGGAAUGCAUAUGGGCGCAGCAGCAACAACUAUAUCAGUACCACAAUUUCUGCCUAUGAAUGUUGAAGGAACCGGUUUUCCCCGGAUCAACGAUGCAUCAUCACAAAUGCUAAGCACCUUUCUUAAUCGCCCCACAGGACUAAUUUCAAACUCUCCCAUCUUUUCUCCACUGGAAAGUUGCUCUCAGCAAUUCGUGGUGCCUUCGUGUUUUUCUGAGAUUCAGGCUAGUUCAUUUAGUCCAUUUUCAAAAUCAGCGUCAACAUCAAACUUAGAAGAUACAAUACAAUUUAGAGGAAGCAAUGGUUAUUAA